Messenger RNA from Sus scrofa (pig), 1236 nucleotides. It is a transcript of the gene STARD5, whose product is annotated as StAR related lipid transfer domain containing 5. Gene Ontology annotation, molecular function: cholesterol binding; cholesterol transfer activity. Lineage: Eukaryota; Metazoa; Chordata; Mammalia; Artiodactyla; Suidae. Gene Ontology annotation, biological process: cholesterol import. The record is from RefSeq and is a predicted model, not a curated record.
AUGGGCGGGGCUCUGGGUUCCGCCUGGGGCCCGGGUUUUCCUGGCUUCAGAGGCAGGUACCUGGCCAUCCCCGCACACCCUACCCGCGAUUCCGCAGCCUCGCGCAGCUCUCGUCGCAAUGGACCCGGCUCUGGCCGCGCAGAUAACCGAGGCGGUAGCGGAGAAGAUGCUCCAGUACCGGCAAGACAAGUCAGGCUGGAAGAUUUGCCGGGAAGGCAAUGGAGUUUCAGUUUCCUGGAGGCCAUCUGUGGAGUUUCCAGGGAACCUGUACCGAGGAGAAGGCAUUGUGAAUGGGACUCUAGAGCAGGUGUGGGACUGCAUAAAGCCACUUGCUGGGACCCUACGAGAUAAGUGGGAUGAGAAUGUGGCCGGUUUUGAAAUUAUCGAAAGCAUCACUGAUACACUGUGUGUCAGCAGAACCACCACCCCGUCAGCCGCCAUGAAGCUCAUUUCUCCCCGGGACUUUGUGGACCUGGUGCUGGUCAGGAAGUAUGAGGACGGGACCAUCAGUUCCAAUGCUACCAAUGUGGAGCAUCCGUUAUGUCCCCCGAAGCCAGGUUAUGUGAGGGGAUUUAACCAUCCUUGUGGCUGCUUCUGUGCACCUUUGCCCGGGGAGCCCGGCAAGACCAGCCUGGUCACAUUCUUCCAGACCGACCUCAGCGGUUACCUCCCACAGGGCGUGGUGGACUCCUUCUUCCCCCGCAGCAUGGCCGGGUUUUACGCCAACCUGCAGAAAGCAGUGAAGAAAUUCUAUGGCUGACAGCUGGCUGGUUGGCCGGCCAAGAACUCCUGUGACUCAGGCGGACCUGAAGUUGUCGGGACGCCUCCAGGGAACCAGGCCGGUGGACAGUUCAUCUCCAGGGACAUCAGCCAGGGGCAGCCCGGCCCCUUGGCUCCUCCUUCCACUUGGGGGGGGCGGGAUUGGUGGGGGAGGAGUCACUCCUUGCUGGCCACGCCCCCUGUUAGCCACACACUCCUCCCCCACAGGGUGGACCAGGAUGCUGGCUUCUGGACAGGGACUCAGCUGGGCACUUGGGCCUCUCUGUGCCGGUCUCUCUCAGACCACGUUUCCCUGUUUGUGGAAAAGAAUCACCAUCCAGACCGAGAGCGCUCUUGUCUGUGCCACAGAUCCCCGGGCGCUCACUCCUGAUGGCACUGUGCCAGAUUUUCCCCCUUAUAAAUGUGUCCACUUGGAAAGUGAUGUUUAAAAUAUGAGAGAAGCAUUUGCGAAAAGCA